Trichoderma aggressivum f. europaeum is the source of this 1428-nucleotide messenger RNA. RefSeq lists its product as uncharacterized. The coding region runs from base 1 to 1428 and encodes 475 amino acids. The transcript is spliced from 5 exons. Gene Ontology annotation, cellular component: plasma membrane. The record is from RefSeq and is a predicted model, not a curated record. Gene Ontology annotation, biological process: pantothenate import across plasma membrane. NCBI's taxonomy places the organism in Eukaryota, Fungi, Ascomycota, Sordariomycetes, Hypocreales, Hypocreaceae. Gene Ontology annotation, molecular function: pantothenate transmembrane transporter activity.
AUGGUGCACCAAAAAGUCCGCGACUAUUUCCAUGCGGAUUAUAAGCCUGGAGAGCGGACGCUGAUUCGCAAGAUUGACUUUUUCAUCUUGACGUUUUGCUGUCUCAGCUACUUUAUAAAUUAUCUUGACCGCUCCAACCUCGCCAAUGCUUACGUCUCGGGCAUGAGAGAAGACUUGGGCUUUGUUGGGAACCAGCUCAAUGUCAUUAAUACUUGCUUUACCGUUGGCUAUGUCUUGGGUCAGGUCCCCUCCAAUCUUUCCCUCUACUAUGUCAAGCCGCGCAUCUGGUUCCCCUGCAUGAUGCUCUGCUGGGGCGGCCUCACCAUGGUUACCGCCUCCGUCCAAAAGCCGCAAUCCAUCAUGGCCAUUCGCUUUUUCCAAGGAAUCUUUGAGGCCUCUACCUUUGUCGGUACGCAUUACAUCCUUGGCGCCUGGUAUACAGAACGCGAAUUGGGAAAGCGCAGCGGCAUCUUCACCUCAUCGGGUCUCGCCGGUAGCAUGAUUGGUGGCUUCAUCCAGACGGGCAUUCACAAAAGCCUCAACGGCCGCAGCGGACUCGCAGGAUGGCGCUGGCUCUUCAUCAUCGAUGGACUUCUCACCAUUCCCGUCGCUCUGUACGGUUUCUUCUUCUUCCCGGACACACCCCGCAACACAACGGCCUUUUAUCUUACAGACGAUGAGAAGGCUCUGGCUGUGGCCCGCGUUCCUGUCGUUGAAGAGCAUUCGCCCAUCACUUUCCGCUUUCUUAAGAAGGUCCUUUUGUCCUGGUACUGGUGGGGGUUUGUCAUGCUCUGGGUCAUUGCCGGAGAGACGGAGUCGUUUUCUUCAAACUCACUUCUUGCCCUCUACCUCAAGAGCCAUCCCACAACCAAGUACACAGUCUCUCAACUCAACAAUUACCCUACUGGAGUACCUGCUGUUGGAAUUGUUUCGACUUUAUUCUGGGCUACACUGACAGACUUCUUAAACGGCCGGCGAUAUUUAGUAGGGUAUUGGAUCGGAAUAACAGGAAUUGCCACGUCUAUCAUGGUCUUGGUAGCAUCACACAACCCAACCAGCUCGCAUUCUACCUCGGUGACAAUGGCCGCUUAUUACUGGGCAGGAUCCGUUUACGCUUGUCAAGCAACCUUCUUCGCCUGGUGUAACGACUCGAUGAGAUAUGAAGAACAUGUCUUCCGAGCUGUCGUUUUGGCUGGAAUGAAUUUAGGAAAUAACGCAGUGAAUGCAUGGUGGAGCAUCAUCUUUUACGGAGCUUCUGAGGCUCCGUGGUUCAUUCGUGGAAUGUGGGCAAUGAUUGCUUGUUGUAUCGCCCUCGUGAUCUGGACCAUUAUUCUAGCCUACACGGACCGCCGUGAUAGGAAGAAUCGUGAGCUUGACGAAAUUACUGGCACACUGAGCAUUACGGUUGAAAGCAAGGAGAAGGAGUAG